CCCGGAUUUACGUAUCACGUCGGGCGGAAGUAAACAAUCCCCCAGCUGACGUGGAGGAGCGACGCGGAACUCUCCGGUUCGGUAGAAAGCUGCUGUUUUCAGUCGGUGUCCGGUUUUGUAGAAAGUUCUCCGGUCCGGUUCCGAUCCAGUAUCCCCCUGAAGAAAGAUGGCGGCGGAGGAGGAGGCCAGCCGGCCGUUCGCGGGGCUCUCCGACGUCUCCAUAUCGGAGGACAUCCCCGUGGAGGGGGACAUCUCGGUGCCCGUGGGCCCCUCUAGAACCGACGAGGAGUUCUCCACUUUGGACGAGCCGGUGAAGGAGACCAUCCUGCGGGAUCUGCGGGCGGUGGGCAACAAGUUCAUCCACGUGCUGUACCCGCGGCGCAGCUCGGCGCUGCUGCGGGACUGGGACCUGUGGGGCCCGCUGCUGCUCUGCGUCACGCUGGCCCUGCUGCUGCAGGACGGGACGGCCGACAGCGACCUGGAGGGAGGACCGCAGUUUGCGGAGGUCUUCGUCGUCGUCUGGUUCGGCUCCAUCAUCAUCACGCUGAACUCCAAGCUGCUGGGCGGGACGCUCUCCUUCUUCCAGAGCCUGUGCGUGCUGGGAUACUGCAUCCUGCCUCUGACCGUGGCCAUGGUGGUGUGCCGGGUCGUCCUGCUCGCCGCCCCCGGAACGGUCAGCUUCGUGGUGAGGCUGGUGGUUGUGACGGCGUCUUUCGGCUGGUCCACCUUUGCAUCCACGGCCUUCCUGUCCGACAGCCAGCCGGCCAACCGCCGGGCCCUGGUGGUCUACCCCGUCUUCCUCUUCUACUUUGUGAUCGGGUGGAUGGUCCUGACCUACUUUCCAGUGAAAAACAGGCAACCGUGAGCGAGGAGGAGAUUCUGAUGAGUGAGAGAACUCUAAAGAGGAACUGGAAUCUGUCCUGCUCCUGGCUGGAGCGAUGUGCGGCGCUGGAACGGCGCUCACUCACAAACGCCCUCUUUUAGGAGGUUUGGGUCGUCUCUGCAGCUGAAGAGAAGAAGCUCCUGAGUUUGUUUUCCUCUGUUAUGUUCCUUCUGCUCACAGAAGCACCUGAUGAAUGUCUUACCUGUUUGGGAUAAGAGCGUUUCCCCUUCUUCUCUUUGAAAUCUACAUUUUUCUAGUUUUCUGAUCUUUCAGCCAGACUCAAACUCUGAAUAAAUAUUUUUUUUUGUUGGUUGGGAGGGGGGAUAGUUUAAUUUUGUUGUUUGUAUUUAUGAAAUGAGCUGGAUGAUAGCUCGGGGUUCAUGAGAAGACGUUAUUGUACAGUGUGGUUCCUGUUUGUCUCAGGAGUCAGAACCAUCCUGAACGUUCUCAUUAAAAUGAACUGAUGGCAGCAGAGAAGCAGCUUCUUGUUCCAUCAUA
Molecule: messenger RNA, 1381 nt
Organism: Oryzias melastigma (Indian medaka)
Lineage: Eukaryota; Metazoa; Chordata; Actinopteri; Beloniformes; Adrianichthyidae
Gene: yipf6
Product: Yip1 domain family, member 6
Exons: 2
Coding region: 167-865 (232 amino acids)
Biological process (GO): endoplasmic reticulum to Golgi vesicle-mediated transport
Cellular component (GO): trans-Golgi network; membrane
Source: RefSeq, a predicted model, not a curated record